UAUUUCUAAUCAUAAGUUAGGUUACAGAGGAUGUUGGUAAAGUUUUGUAAGAAAGAGAGGUUGAUCAGUUAUUCAGUCUAUUUCAAAGUCUAUAUAAUGAUAUAAAUUGGAAUUAUGGUGGAAAACAAGAACAAUAUAUCACAAAAUUCAAAAGGCUUAACUUUUGAGAAUAAAUUAAUUUUAGCCCCUAUGGUUAGGGUUGGUACAUUACCAAUGAGAUUACUUGCUUUAGAAUAUGGUGCCGAUAUUGUGUAUUCUGAAGAAUUGGUCGAUUGGAAAUUUUUAAAAUCAUUUCGAAGAGUGAAUGAUGUUCUGGAUACAAUUGAUUAUUUGGAUUCCAGUGAUGGAACUGUGGUUUUUCGUACAUGUGAAAAAGAAAGAAGCAGAGUUGUUGUACAAUUAGGAACUAGCGAUCCUAUACGGGCCUUGAAAGUAGCAAAAUUGAUAGAAAACGAUGUAGCAGCUAUUGACAUUAACAUGGGCUGCCCCAAAGAAUUUUCUCUCAAAGGUGGAAUGGGUGCAGCUCUCCUGACCCAACCAGAAAAGGCAAAAAGCAUCCUGUCAACGCUAGUACAAAAUAUAAACAUUCCGGUAACUUGUAAAAUAAGGGUUUUCGAAAGUAUUGAUGAUACUUUAAAUUUAGUUAAAGAUUUGGCAUCGACCGGAAUAUCAGCAAUAGCUGUCCAUGGAAGAACAAGAGUAGAAAGACCACAACAUCCCAACAGAUGUGAAACCAUUAAAAAAAUUGCGGAAUCCCUAGAUAUUCCUGUCAUAGCCAAUGGAGGUUCGAGAGAAAUAGAAAAUUACAAUGAUAUAUUUAAAUUCAAAGAAGAAUGUGGGAGCAGUAGUGUUAUGAUCGCAAGGACAGCUGAAGGCAACUGUUCAAUAUUUAGGAAAGACGGCCUAAAACAUUUAGAAGAUGUUAUAAAGGACUAUUUGAAACUGGCUGUGGAUUACGAUAAUUCCCCUAGUAACACGAAAUAUUGUGUUCAAAAUAUGUUGAAAGAGUUACAGGAGACACCUAGAGGAAAAAGAUUUUUGGAAUGUCAAACGCUGGAACAAAUAUGCAAAAUUUGGGAUUUGGGAAAUUAUUGCCGCCAAAAGCAAUUAGAAUACCACUCUAAAGGCAUUUUGAAUCGUAGAGAAAUAACUCCGGAUUUUCUUGACCCGAAAAGAAAUAAACGAAAAGCUGACUAUGAUAGUGAACCAAUAGAUGUCGUAAUGAAAUGUGCCUUCAUUCGGGUGAACUACAGCGCUGAUCCGGACCUGCCAAAAUCAAGACUGAUAACAUACUGUGGAAAGAAAAAGUUGAAAGUGCCCAAGUACACAAUUUUUAACGAAAACAAACUAUUCAGGGCAGUGGCUUUAUUAGAUGGAAAGACAUAUAGCUCAUCAUUUUGGGAAAAAAAUAAAAAAUUUGCUGAACAAGGAGCUGCUUUAGUGGCAUGCGUGUCACUUGGACUAAUCGCUAAAGAAAUGUUAAUUAAAGACGGUAGCAUGGUAGAGUAGAUUUUUCUUUCGAUGGAACCGUUGCCGAGAUUUUAUCUCUUGAUGAUUCUAGUCAAAGUGCGAUCAUAGUUGCUAAACAUGGAAUGGCAGUAAGGAAUAGAACUCUAACCAAACUUCAAUGAAAUACUAAUGCCUUUUUUAUCGAAUAGACAACUUCUAAUAAAAAAUGUACAUCUUUUCGUGAAACGUGUCAAAAUAUAUGAAAUUGAACACUU
This is a messenger RNA of Leptinotarsa decemlineata (Colorado potato beetle), 1724 nucleotides long. RefSeq names its product Dihydrouridine synthase 2 (gene Dus2). Gene Ontology annotation, biological process: tRNA dihydrouridine synthesis. Gene Ontology annotation, cellular component: cytoplasm. Gene Ontology annotation, molecular function: tRNA binding; tRNA dihydrouridine synthase activity; flavin adenine dinucleotide binding. Lineage: Eukaryota; Metazoa; Arthropoda; Insecta; Coleoptera; Chrysomelidae. The record is from RefSeq and is a predicted model, not a curated record.